Messenger RNA from Rubroshorea leprosula, 1972 nucleotides. NCBI's taxonomy places the organism in Eukaryota, Viridiplantae, Streptophyta, Magnoliopsida, Malvales, Dipterocarpaceae. The record is from the annotation of a GenBank genome assembly.
CCUUGCUCGAGAGUCCAAUCCACUAGAAAUCUCUUGCUUACGGGUGCAAGAUUAAACCGAAACAAACUCUUGCUUGCGGGUGCAAGAUUAAACCGUUACAAGUGAAUCUCAACUCACUCAACCCCUUCAAGGAUUAACCCAAUCCAAGAAGAAUACAAAACCCUUGUAAGACAAUAUACCCAAAAGCCUCACAAGAAGAAAAGAAGAAAGAAACCCAGAACAAUAUCAAACUAUAUUUUCUGCAGCAGUCGUCCUUCUUUUCUCUCUAUAUUUCCAGAUCUGAUUUUUGGUCAUUUUAAUAGAGAUUUGGAGCCUUGCAAUUAAAGUCCCUUCAAAGCCACCUCACAAAAGCUCCAAUAAGGUUCCACCUUUUUUUUUUAACUUGUCUUGGAAAGUGCUAAGGCAUUUAGAUCCCCUAUGACCCAUUAAGAGUAAACAGAUAGUUGAACUGUCAAAAUAAACUUUCCAGAAUUUUUGGUUCGAAGCCAGAAAUAUUGCUUCGAACCAUUUUCGGAAAACAAAAGUCCGAGAUUGAUUCGAACCAAAAUAAAUUGAUAAAGAAAGAUGAGAGAGAAACCUAGAGAGAAAAGACCUUUCCUUCUUUGCAACCUGCUUCACCGGCCUACAACGAAGGCCCCCCUUUCAUUGGAGAACAGUGAUCAACCUGAGUGGCAACUAGUGAGGGAGAGAACCUACCACAACCUUAAGCCAUACUACCAGAAAAGAGAUUGCACGGGUGCAUGCUAUGAGGGCAAAAGAGAUGGGACAAUUCAGGGAAAGGUGGAGUGGUUUAGAGGGGGUAGAGGAGGUCUUGACAAAGGACUGUUAAAGCAGACCACAUAUUUCUUUAUCACAAACUUCCCAGAGGAAUGGAGGUAUGAGGAUAUGUGGAAAGAAUUCAAGAAAUAUGAGAUGGAGUUGAACUUGAGCAAAAUAAAGUUGGGUGAGAGGAGACUCCAGGCAAACUUAGCAAUGUACAAUGAGGAGAGUGGAGCAUUAGGGAUGAAGAAAAGGGAAAGUAAGACUAAUGCAAGCCCUACCAAGCAAGUUGAAGGCAUUGAUGGAAUGAAAUCUUACGUUGAUGCAGUAAGGAGUAAUGUGGGGGCACCAGAAGGAAAUGGAUUGUCGGGAAAAAGAUGGACCCCAAAGAAGAACAAUAAAGUGAAUGAAGAGAUGAGUGAGCUAGAAAAUGUGUGGGAGUGCCAUCCAAGUGCAAAGAACAAAGAAUGGUUGAAGAAUUAUUUUGUUGGUGAUGUUGAAGGAGAAAUAAUGAAUCUUAUCAAAAAGGGUAGUGGGUGGAUAGGAGAAAGGCUCAAAGAUAUAAGAACUUGGAGCCUAAAAGAGGUGGCAAAAGAAAGAUACACAUGGCUUCAAUGCUAUGGUGUACCAUUGAAUAUAUGGAACGAAGAGUUCUUUAAAAGGGUAAAGAACCGGUAUGGAAAAGCUAUUGAGGUUGAUCAACCCACAAUUCUCAAGAAGAGUAGAAUUUGUGAAGAAACAUGGACAGAGAAUGCCUAUAGUCCAAGUUUUUUGUCAAAGAAAGAGGGAGAGUCCUCAGAUGAACUAUGGGUGCAGGAAUCCUCAUUAGGCGAAAGUGACUCAGAAUGGAAAGAUAGGGAGUUCGUAGAGGACUCCUUGCAAAUUUCGACAAGGAAGGUAAGCAUGAAGGGAGAUAAUCAGACAGUAGGGGAAGAAGGAUGCUCACCAGUGGGAAAUUUUGAAAUACCAUUGGAGGUGGCUAGAAAGGCAACAGUGACAAAUGGGACAGAUGGGGAAGUUGAGAUAGCUAGCAACCGCCAUAUUAGGAAGGAGUGUACUAACCCUAAGGGCUACAAGAAAGAGGUUGAAGUUCUAAAGGAGCUGAGGGUCGAAGAGGAAGAAAAGGAAACAAUGUCUGAUUUUGAAAGGGCUAGCAGUAACAAACCACAAAAGGUCCAUUUUUGACCUUCUCAAGUAAAGGACAGGCAAGAGG